This is a messenger RNA of Spinacia oleracea (spinach), 842 nucleotides long. RefSeq names its product 40S ribosomal protein S7-1. Gene Ontology annotation, cellular component: small-subunit processome; 90S preribosome; ribosome. Gene Ontology annotation, molecular function: structural constituent of ribosome. Lineage: Eukaryota; Viridiplantae; Streptophyta; Magnoliopsida; Caryophyllales; Amaranthaceae. Gene Ontology annotation, biological process: rRNA processing; ribosomal small subunit biogenesis; translation. The record is from RefSeq and is a predicted model, not a curated record. The coding region runs from base 159 to 734 and encodes 191 amino acids. The transcript has 6 exons.
GUUGAGGCGUUGACCAGAUAAGCCCAUGAGAGAAAACAGGCCUCCUCUCUUAAACCCUUCUCAGCCUUCAACCUUUCUCCGUUUACUCGGUUGCAGCAUAUCUCUUGUUCGCGGGGUUUUUCUCUAUCCUCUCCUCGAUCGAACUCUGCACUGUCAAGAUGUUUACUGCUUCGAGGAAGAUUCAAAAAGAAAGGGGUGUUGACCCAACUGACCUUGAGGAGAAUCUUGCUCAGGCAAUAUUUGACCUUGAGACCAACAACAAGGAUAUGGGAAAUGAAUUGAAGGAUCUGUUUAUUAACUCUGCUGCUCAAGUUGACAUUUCGAACAACAAGAAGGCUAUUGUUGUCCAUGUUCCAUACAGAUUGAGAAAAGCUUUCCGCAAAAUUCACAUCCGGUUGGUCAGGGAGCUAGAGAAGAAGUUUAGUGGCAAGGAUGUUGUCUUCAUUGCCACCAGAAGAAUUGUGAGGCCCCCAAAGAAGGGUUCCGCAGCCAAGCGUCCCAGAUCCCGUACCCUCACCUCAGUACACGAGAACAUUCUUGAGGAUCUUGUGCAGCCUGCUGAGAUCGUUGGCAAACGUUGCAGAUAUCGUCUCGAUGGCUCUAAGAUCAUGAAGGUGUACUUGGAUCCCAAAGCCAAGAAUGAAACUGAAUACAAGCUGGGGACAUUCUCUGGUGUCUACAGGAAGCUUUGUGGAAAGGAUGUAGUUUUUGAAUACCCUGCCAAUCUGCCAUAGAUGCUUAAGUUUCGAUGUUCUACCUUAUCACAAUUAUGAGAAUUUCUUUUCUAUCAAAUAUUUUAAGUUUUUUGGAGUGCUACUAAUAGAAAAUUGCAAUUAAGCUAA